AUGUUGAAGGACCUGUUUACCAGUGAAUAUUUUGACUGUGACGACGCCUUCGGACACGGUGCAUUCCAAAGGCGGCUGAUGGUGCUCUGUGCACUCGGCGCUUUCUUGGCGAACACCCACGCCUUGGCUUUCCCGUUGAUCUCAAAUGGAGUGAAAUACAGAUGCAAGCAGCAGUACGCCAAUGACUCGGCAGCCGCCGCCAAGUACGCGAGCGCCGCUCACGAAGCCGGUGGAGAGAUCGGACGGUGUCUCGUCUACGAGGAUCCGAACGACCCUAACGACACGCAGACCGUGCCCUGUCAAGAAUGGGAGUACGACGAAGAAUUGGCGAAGAGGACGGCUGUGAGUGAGUGGAACAUGGUCUGCCGAAACAAGGCACUCAUCGUCAUCAUGUACGCUAUUCAAAACGCUGGACCCGCUGUGCUCGCCUUGGCGGCCGGCCAUAUAGCAGACAAUGUUGGACGUGUGCCCGUGCUCCUGGCAGCGGUUGCGGUGCUCUCGGUCUCAACAGCUGCGAUGUGUAUGUGCCGCGACUACGUAACGCACGCGGUACUCAAGUUCUUCAGCUCAGGAAGCGCCAUCUUGUCCAUGACCACCUCUGCCAUCUCCCUCUUCGAGGUUACGACUCACGACAACAGGCCACUGCACAUAGCUGUAAGCGUCACGCUAGGUCUAUUGGCCGCCGAUUCGUGGUACUUCUUCCUGGUGCCUUGGAACCUGCGGUGGGAACGAAAGCUGUGUAUUUUCAUUCUUCCAGCCUUGUUUCUGCUGCCAGCUUUCCUGACGGUCAGCGAGUCUCCUCGCUGGCUAGUCGCUAACGGGAUGUAUGACAAAGCAGAGCGCGUCAUAAUGGCUGCAGCAGAAAAGAACCACUUUCCCACGACGAACGCCGCAUGCCUGGUUGGUGCGCUUAAGGCGGUCGUGGCGAGGAGGUCUGAUCGCCGAAGGUCCACGUUCGCCGAGGAACUGCUAAACAUGUUCUCCAUCCGACGGCGCGCCUUCGUCAUGUGCGGCUGCUUCUUUUCCAACUCGUUCGCACUGUACGGCAUCACCUUUGCCAAAGGGCAGCUGUACACACCGUGGAUACCGUACAUCGCGUUCACAUUCAACUCGACGGUGUACGCGUUGGCGCACCUGCUCAUCCGAAGGUUCGCCAUGCUCACAGUGAUCACCGUGCUUUUUGCGGCGCUGUGUGCUGUGCAGUGCUUUCUUUGUUUGACCGUCUUCGCCGAAUGGGAAGUCACCACGGAGGCACUGUUGCAGGCGGACAUAGCGCUGUACUAUUCCGGUUCCGUCGUCUGCUUCGUCUACGUCUUGGAACUGUUUCCAACGGCGAUGCGUGCAACUGCCGUUGGUUGGGCCAUCGCUUGCGGUCGCCUCGGUGUCGGAUGUGCGCUAUCCUUUGCGCUUGUCAAGAACACCGGCCACGAGUACCUGGCACCGGCUGCUGCAGGCCUCCUGCUUUUCGCGUCCUUGCUGACGCUACGCAUCUUGCCGCCCGCCACAACUAUUGAGUGCACCAAGAUGUCGUCCCGGGAAAUGUCUGGUCAGACCAAGCAGAGCAUCGAGCACAUGAAGGCCACGCUCGAAACGCAGCUCAAUCAGCGAAGGAAGUCGAAGGCCAGUUCCGAGGGCGGGAGCAAGUCGAUCUCAAACCGCAGCCGCCGCUUCAAGACCAGAAAAUGA
This is a messenger RNA of Dermacentor silvarum, 1686 nucleotides long. RefSeq names its product solute carrier family 22 member 7. The record is from RefSeq and is a predicted model, not a curated record. The transcript has a single exon. Gene Ontology annotation, cellular component: membrane. NCBI's taxonomy places the organism in Eukaryota, Metazoa, Arthropoda, Arachnida, Ixodida, Ixodidae. Gene Ontology annotation, molecular function: transmembrane transporter activity. The coding region runs from base 1 to 1686 and encodes 561 amino acids. Gene Ontology annotation, biological process: transmembrane transport.